Malaclemys terrapin pileata is the source of this 9553-nucleotide messenger RNA. RefSeq names its product microtubule-actin cross-linking factor 1, isoforms 6/7-like. Gene Ontology annotation, biological process: cytoplasmic microtubule organization; wound healing; hemidesmosome assembly. Gene Ontology annotation, cellular component: cytoplasm; hemidesmosome; membrane. Bases 222 to 7109 code for a protein of 2295 amino acids. The transcript is spliced from 39 exons. Lineage: Eukaryota; Metazoa; Chordata; Testudines; Emydidae. Gene Ontology annotation, molecular function: calcium ion binding; structural molecule activity; microtubule binding. The record is from RefSeq and is a predicted model, not a curated record.
ACUCGCCGGCUGGUUCCUCCCUUCGGGCCGGUCCCAGGCCAGAGGCUGCCCAUGUGUCUGUCACACGCUGGCCUGGGUCUGUCUGGAAUGAGCCGUUUUACUUUCUCCCUGUACUAGCCUUUGGCCCGCGGCGCUCAGGGCACGUUACCGAGGGGCUGGCUUUGAGCGGCGGGGCUGAGCUUUCGGCCCCUGGCCGGCCGGCUCUGUGCCACCCUUUGGCCAUGGGGAACGCGCUGGGCAGGCCCAGUUGCCUGGGAGACAAGAGCCAGAAGCCCGAGGAGUUCCUGAAAGACGUGGGGCUUGGCCCCGACCACCCGGCGGGGAGGAACAACUGUGACGCCAGAGCUGGGGCCCCUGACAAGUCUCCCCUGAACCCGGUGGUGAUCGAGAACGGCUGGAGCCUGAGCCCAGGCUCAGCAAAGAGGCAGCCGAGCAGCCCCCUGCCCAAGCAAAACAACAUGGAGGUGAAGGUGCCGAACGGGAGCAGGGGCUGCAACCCCCUCAAAGCCCAGCUGGAGGCGGCCUGGACCCCCCCGAGAGGCGCCCCCCCCAGGGACUCGGGCAGCAGCUGGGCCUGGAAGCCCGUCAGCACCAGGGAGGUGACCGAGGUGACCGAGGUGACCGAGACCAUCGUGACGGAGAUCGUGGAAGUGACCGAGUACCCGGGCGGGGAGCCCGUUGUCACCAGGACGGUGAAGGUGCUGACGGAGUGUGCCGGGGAGCGGACGGAGGGUGCCCUGCGGGCCAUCACGCUCCCGGAGGGCUCCCCGAGUGUGGAGCAGGCCCAGGACACUUUGGAGACGCUGCUGACCUGGGUGGCUGACAUGGAGGACCUGGUUGGCAGCCAGAAGCCCCCUUCUUCUGAAGUGAAGGUGGUGAAAGCCCAGCUGCAGGAGCAGAAGCUCCUGAAACGGCUUCUGGAGGAGCGGAGACCCCGAGUGACGUGUGUCCUGCAGGACAGACAGCUAUCUCGUGAGCAUGCUGCCAGGACAAACGGACAGGAGGUGAGCGGGGGCCUCUCAGACCUGCAGGAGAAGUGGGGAAAACUGAUCCAGAAGGCGAACGCCAGACACGGCUGCUUGGAGCGGAUCCUGCCAGCUGCUCAGCGCUUCCAGGAGUCUGUGGAUUCCUUCCAGGAGUGGCUGAGCGCCACCGAGCGGUGCCUGGCCCAGCUCUGGCAUGCCAAUGGCUGCGUGAGCCAGCUGCAGGCUGCCCACCAGCAAAGCCAGGGUCUCUGUGAGGAGAUUCGUUCCAGGCUGGGCGACCUGGAGCAAGCCCUGGAGUGGGGGCAGCAGGUGCUGGAGCUGGUGACAGGUGAGGAAGCCCAGCUGGCCCAGGAGAAGAUGGAGUCCCUGAGGAUGAGGUAUCUGAUCAUGGGGCAGAGCAGUGGCGACAUCCAGCACCGGCUGGCGCAGACCCUGGAGGCCUCAUCCCAUGUGGACUCUGCCCAGGAGGACCUGGCUCUCUGGCUGGGUCGAAUGGAGAAGGAGCUGGGCUCUGGGGACAGCCAGCCAGGUGAUGGGCCGCACCCGGUCAGUGCCAGCGACAGAGAAAAGUUUGAGCAGGUCCUGGAGGCCGAACACGCCCACCUGGCCAGGCUCGGCCAGCACCUGGAGAAGCUCAGGCCGGUCCAGCUGGACGCCCAGGCCAUCUGCUCACAGCUCUCGGCUCAGCAGCUCCUCUCCGCCGAGGUUCUGCACCACCGCGGCCUGGUGGAGCGCCUGCUGGGGAUCUCCGACCCACUGCUCCGUGCCUGGCCCCUGCCCUCACACCAGCACCUGCAGCCGUCAGCGCAGUCCCUCCGGGAGCAAGCCGAGCGGCUCUUCCUGGAGAGCGCAGCCUGCGCAGUGCAGCUGGAGCGGGCCCAGGCCCUGCUAGCCCAGUUCGCUGAGGCCCAUGACGAGCUCACACCCUGGCUGGAGGAGACGCAGCUGGUGGCCGCGCGGCUCUCCCCGGACGCCAUCAGCUGGGAAGCCUUCAAGGAGCAGCAGGACCUGCUGCAGUGUCUCCGGGAGGCCCUUGCUGAGCACCGGCCCCUGAUGGGGAAGCUGCAGCGCGUCUCCGCCCAGCUGGCAGAGCUGAGCCCGGAGCAGGGGGCCCCGUUCCAGCAGCGGUGCCAGGCGGCGGACGAGCAGUACGACAGCAUCCGGGAGCACGUGCGCCAGGCAGCCACGGUGCUGGAAGAUGCCAUCCCGCGCUACAGCCAGCUCACGGAGCGCAUGGACUUUCUGCUGGAGAGCCUGGAGCGGCUCCAGGGCCGGGUGCAGAACCCCCCCGCGGUCCGGGGCGACGCGGCCCACCUCCGGGAGCAGAUCUGCGAGAACAGCCUGGCGCUGGGCGAGCUGGAGAAGCUGGGGGUGGCACUGGAGACCGUGCGCAGCCAGGGGGCCGAGCUGCUGGCCAGCAUGCAGAUGGCUCACGCCGACGCUGCGGCGAAAGUGAUCCAGGAGCGCACGGAGCGGCUGUGCAGCCAGUGGCGCUGCCUUCGCGGGCAGGCCGAGGAGCGGGAGCGGUGGCUCAGGGGGCUGCUGGCGCUGGCCGAGCGGUUCUGGCAGGGGCUCGCUGAGCUGGCCGUCACCCUCACAGACACCCAGCAGAUGGUGCUGGACUUGGAGGAAGCCGGCUCCGACCCCGAAGCCGUCCGGGCGCGGCUCCGCACCAUGCAGGCGCUGCGAGAGGAGAUCGACGCGCUGCAGAACGACCUGGACACGCUGGGUAUCCUGGGCGUGGAGCUGAUGUCGUCCUGCGGCGACCCGGACAAACCAGACGUCACCAAGAGCCUGGACGAUCUCUACUCGUCGUGGCACAGCCUGAGCAAGGUGUGGACGGAGCGGCAGGGCCGCCUGCAGGAGCAGCUCCAGGCCUCGCUACGCUACCAGGAGGCCAUGCAGAGGCUCUGUGACUGGCUGGCCACGGCGGAGCUGCGCAUGGCGGAGGAGUUCCUGGUGGGAGGGGACCUGGAGCUGGUGAGGCAGCAGCUGGCGGAGCUGAAGGAGUUCAAGAGGGAGCUGUACCAGUGCAAGGUGGAUGUGGAGAGCCUGCGGCACCAUGCAGGGGCUGAGGACAGAGGCCCCCCAGCUUUGCUGAGUGACUUCCGGCAGCGCUGGGAUUGCCUGGAGGAGGAGAUUGUCAGCCGCCAGCACCAGCUGGAAGCGGCGCUCCUGGGCUUGGGGCAGUUCCAGAACCAGCUGGAGGAGCUGGUGCAGUGGAUUUCCCACACGGCAGAGCAGCUGCAGGGCCGGAGCCCGCUGAGCUUGGAUCUGCAGAGCUGUGAGAUCGAGCUGGCCAAGCACAAGGUACUGAGAAACGACGUCAUGUCCCACGCCCGGACGGUCCAGUCUGUGAACGAGGCCGGCCAGGGGCUGCUGCUCUCCAGCCUUGGGGACAGCACGGACGCGCUACAGUGCAGCCUGCAGCAGCUCAACCAGCGCUGGGACUUUGUGCGGAGUGAGACCGAGAGCCGCCAGCUGGAGCUGGAGAACAACCUCAGCCAGGUGCAGGACGUCACGCUAGAGAUCAUGGACCUGCUGCAGUGGCUGGAGCACGUGGAGCUGCGGCUUUUCUUCUCUAAGCCCGUCUGGGACCACCCCGAAACCACCAAGGAGAAGCUGGCAGCGCACCUGGAGCUGGCCAAAGAGCUGGAGUCCAAGCAGCAGGCGUAUAACAGCGUGAGGGACCGGCUGCAGCGCCUGCUGGCCUCCUGCAGCCUGCCCCGGGCCUGCCACACCCAGCACAGCCUGCGCAUCCUGGAGCAGAAAUGGGAGAGCGUCAGCAGCCAGGUCCAGGAGAGGAAGGAGCGGCUGGCGGAGGGGCUGACGCUCAGCACGGAGUUCCACAGCACAGCGCAGGAGCUGCUGCAGUGGCUGGGGCAGACAGAGCAGAGCCUGAGUGCCCCGGAGCCGCCCAGUUUCCUGCUGGAGACGGUGCUCAGGCAGGUCCAGGAGCACAAGGCGCUGCUGAAGGAGGUGACGGCCCGCGGGGAGCAGCUGUCCAGCCUGGAGGUGGUGGCCGCUCGCCUGAAGGACGUGAGCAGGAAGCAAGACUGCGCUGUGAUCCAGAGCCUGGUGCUGACGGCCAAGGAGCGGGUGGCCAAGGUGCUGCGGCGUACCGGGGAGCGGGGCGCCGCGCUGGAGGACGCUCGCAAGCGUGCCAAGCAGUUCAGUGAGUCCCGGCAGCUGCUCCUGGACUGGAUGGAUGAGGUGGAGCAGACUCUGGAGGUCCCCGGUGACGUCGCCAUGAGCCAGGAGGAGAUCAAGUGCCAGCUGGCUGAACACAAGGAGUUCCAGAAGCUGCUGCGCUCCAAGCGUCCCGUGUACGAGGCCACGCUGCGCAGCGGGCGCUUGCUGCGGGAGAAGGCCCAGCUGGCCGAGGACGUGCAGCCGCUGGAGGAGCUGCUGGGGGAGCUAAAGGAGCGCUGGGACGACGUGGGUGGCCGGGCUGUGGAGAGGCAGCACAAGCUGGAGGAGAGCCUGCUAUUCUCGGGCAAGUUCACGGACGCCCUGCAAGCCCUGCUGGACUGGCUGUACCGGGCCGAGCCACAGCUGUGUGAGGAGGUGCCGGUUGGGGGGGAUCGCGACCUGGUCAGCGACCUCAUGGACAAGCACAAGGCUUUCCAGAAGGAGCUGGGCAAGCGAGCCAGCUGCAUUAAGAUGCUGAAGCGCUCGGUGAGGGACCUGACUCGGGGCAGCAACAGCGUCGACUCCCAGUGGCUGCAGAAGCAAAUGGAGGAGCUGAGCGGCCGCUGGGACCUGAUCUGCAAACUCUCCAUCUCCAAGCAGGGCCGGCUGGAGGCUUCGUUACAGCAGGCGGAGGAGUUCCACAGCCUGGUGCGCUCGUUCCUGGCCCACCUGGCUGAGUCGGAGAAAACCCUCCGGCACGGCGUCUUCCCGGAGGAGGAGGCGGCCCUGCGCGAGUGCCAGAGCCAGCUGCAAGUGAGUGCCCCCCACCCCAGCUCCUGCCCCACCUCUCCUCCUGGCUGGGUGCAGCAAGGCCUGGAGCAGGGUCCGGGGUGCCAGCUCCACUGCCUCGCACUCUGGCCCCCACCACCCAGUGUCAGCUCCUGCCCCCUGCCUUCGUCCUGCCCCCUGCCGUGCCCCCAGUCCGUUCCUGGCCACGCCCUGGGCAGGGCAGGGCGAAGCAGGAGCUCUCCCUUGGCCCAGACCUGGCCCUAUCCUGCCGGAGAAGUGAGGGGGGCUUUGACCCCUUGUCUUGCCGGGCAGCCUCUGCACCCCCAGGCCUCAGGACCAGGUCUCUGCAGCCACCACGCUGGCACUGCGUCUCCAUCCCAAUGGAGUCCCCUCAGCCCAGCUCGGCAGCCCCCCUCACCUGGAACCCCCCUCAACCUGGCAGCCCUCCCAGCUCGGCUCGGCAGCCCCCCUCAGCCUGACCUGGCAGCCCCCUCAGCCUGGAACCCCCCUCAGCCUGGAACCCCCCUCAGCCCCACUCAGCAGCCCCCUCCACCCUGCUCGGCAGCCCCUCUCAGCCCGGCUCGGCAGCCCCCUCAGCCUGGAACCCCCCUCAGCCCCACUCAGCAGCCCCCUCCUCCCUGCUCGGCAGCCCCCCUCAGCCCGGCCUGGCAGCCCCCCUCAGCCCGGCCUGGCAGCUCUCGGGCAUGCUGUGGAGCUGAGCUGCUCUUGCGCACGGAGCAGGAGCUGAUGAAGACUCUGCAGUGCCAGCAGCUCGAGCUGGAGUGCAUCACGUCCCUGGGGGAGGAGAUCCUGUCUGCCUGCCACCCCGACUCCGUCGUCACCAUCAAGUCCUGGAUCACCGUGGCCAAGAGCCGCUUCCAGGAGGUGCUGAGCUGGGCCCAGCAGCAGGGCGAGCGGCUCCAGGCCCAGACGGCCAGGCUGGCCGCAGAGCGGGAGGAGAUGGGCCGGCUCGUCGACUGGAUUGCAGCUGCCGAGGAGUCGCUGAGCCUGAGGGACCAGGAGACACUGCCUGACGACGCCCAGCAGCUGCAGGAGCUCAACUCCCAGCACAUGGAGUUCAUGGAGGAGCUGAACCGCAAACAGCCGGACGUGGAGAAGGUCACCAAAACCUGCAAGCGCAAGCUGGCCCCGGAGCUGGGGCCGCCGACCACCCGCAGGCUGGCUGCAGGGCGACGCAGCGCUGUGAAACCCACCCGCACCACUCCCCAGGUGCCGCUCAUCGACCUGGAGCCCCAGAGCCCCCCCAUGGCGCAGCUCCUGCACCGCUGGCAGCAGCUCUGGCUCCUGGCCUUGGACCGGCAGUACCGGCUGCAGAGCGCCCUGCAGCGGCUGCGCGAGGUGGAGGAGUUUGCGCACUUUGACUUUGGCGUCUGGAGGAAGCGGUACAUGCAGUGGAUCAGCCACAGGAAAUCCCGCAUCCUGGAUGUUUUCCGAGGCAUCGACCGGGACCAGGAUGGGCGGAUCAGCCAGCGGGAGUUCGUCCAGAGCGUCCUCUCCUCCAAAUUCCCCACUAAUGUCCUGGAGAUGAGCGCCGUGGCCAGUAUCUUUGAUAUGAACAGUGAUGGCUUCAUUGAUUACUACGAGUUCGUCAGCGCUCUGCACCCCAGCCGGGACCCGCUGCGGAGGGUCGCUGACGCUGACCAGAUCCAGGAUGAGGUAAACCGGCAGGUGGCCCAGUGCAGCUGCGCCAAGCGCUUCCAGGUGGAACAGAUCAGUGCCAAUCGGUACCGGUUCGGGGAGUCGCAGCAGCUGCGCAUGGUGCGGAUCCUGCGCAGCACCUUGAUGGUGCGAGUGGGGGGAGGCUGGAUCGCGCUCGACGAGUUCCUGGUGAAGAACGACCCCUGCAGAGUGAAGGGUCGGACCAACCUGAAGAUCAAUGAGAAAUACCUGUCUCCAGAUGCCUUAGGGGCCACGACCGCCGGUGCCGGCAGCCAGUCAGCCCCCGCCUCCAAAGUGCUGUCCCCCAGCCGCUCCAACUCCAGCCUCAGCCUCUACAGCAGCGCCUCAGCCCCCAGCAGCCCCCUGGCCAGGAAGGCUGUCCUGCGCCGGACGCGCUCCGGAGACCGGUGCCCCCGUUCCCGCAGCUCCCUCCUGGCUGACGGGGCUGAGCUGAGCUUCUCCGCCCCCCAGGCCAGCACAGAGGCUGCGCCCCCAGAGCCCCCCGAAGGCCCCCCCACCUGAGAGCGCAGCCCGAGAGCACCCGUCGGAGCGGCCCCCCGGCCCAGCCCAGCCCAAGCCCCAUUCAGGAUUUUCUGCCCUUCUCGAUGACUGCGCCAGCAGAGCCGCUUCCACGCCGCAGAUGUGGCUCCAAGGCGGGAGAGGGUGGAAGACCCCGGCCCCAACCCUUGAGCAGAGAGCUCUGUGUAUGUGUGUGUGUGUGUGUGUGUGUGUGUGUACGUGUACCUCGGGGUGUGUGUGUGUGUGUGUGAGAACCUCGGGGUGUGUGUGUGUAAACCUCGGUGUGUGUGUGUGUGUACCUCUGUGUGUACCUCGUGGGGUGUAUGUGUACAUGUGUGUGAACCUCGCAGGGUGUGUACCUGCAUGUGUACCUCACAGGGUCUGUGUGUGUGCACCUCGGGGGGGGGGAGGGGUUGUCUGCCUGCGCAUGUGUCACGGAGUCCCCGGGCGAUGCUCUGGAACUGCUCCCCACAAAGCCAGUCAGGACUUUGGGGAGCCUCCUCUCCCUCGGAGCAGACUGUCUUCAGGGCAAGCAGCUCACACGGCUUCACCUCCUGGGUCUCUCCUGGGAGCAUUCAGCAUAUGCCCCUCCGUGCGCUUCCCACAGCGAAUCCGCCCAGGCGGGGUCCUGGGGAAGCCAGAGGGUCCUGCACCCCCACUUCGCAGUCAGACGUGACUCUCAGCCAGCCAGUAACACAGAGGUUUAUUAGACGACAGGAACACGGUCUAACACAGAGCUUGUAGGUCCAGCGAACAGGACCCUUCCGUCGGGUCCAUUCUGGGGUCCAGCGAGGCAGACCCCCGUCUGCCCUCAAUCCCCGUCCCCAGCCAGCUCCAAACUCCAAACCCCUGGCCAGCCCCUCCUUCUCUGGGCUUUGUCUCUUUCCCGGGGCAGGAGGUCACCUGAUCCCUUUGUUCACCUUUAGCUAUUCCCUUGCAGGGAGGCAGGGCCCCGGCCAUUUGUUGCCAGGAUACAGAGUGUUCAGUGAUUUAUGCACACUGGAGACUUAAGAAACUGAGGCACCCACACAGUAUUCAGAGGAACAUUAAGAACAGUCCCACUUCGUCACAGCGUGUACCUUGGAGGGUGGGGGGGGGGCGUGUCUCACAGGCUGUGCAUGUACCUGUCUGUGUAAUUCAUGGGGGAGGAGGUGUACCUCAGGGGGCAUGUACCUCAGGGGGUGUACUUGCAUGUGUACCUCACAGGGUGUGUGUGUUCUUGCAUCUGUACCAUGGGAAAGUGCGUGUGUGUGUGUGUGUGGACCUGCGUGUGCAGGGCCGACUCCAGGGUUUUGGCCGCCCCAAGUAGCCAAAAAAAAAAAAAAAGCCGCGAUCGCGAUCUGCGGCGGCAAUUCGGCGGGAGGUGCUUCGUUCCGAGCGGGAGUGAGGGACCAUCCGCCAAAUUGCUGCCGAAUAGCUGGAUGUGUCGCCCCUCUCAGGAGCGGCCGCCCCAAGCACCUGCUUGACAAGCUGGUGCCUGGACCCGGCCCUGUGCGUGUGGACCUCGCAGGCCGUGUGUGUGUACCUCAUGGUGUGUGUGUGUGUACCUGCAUGUGUACCUCAUGGGGUGUGUACACCUGCGUGUGUACCUGCGUGUGUACCUUGGGGUGUGUGUGUGUGUGUACCUCGGGGGGGGAGGGUGCCCACAUGCUCUGCUGAGAGCUCUGCCUGUCCCCAGCUCGCAGGGCAGGGAGCCAGAGGGACCCGUGGGCAGGGCUCUGCUGUGUCCAUCUGUCGUGCCGCUGGGCCUGGCCCAGGACAUAUGCAAACACCCCAUGAAACACACCAGACUGCGCCACCUCCGGGCACUCGCUAACUCCCCCGGCACAGGGGGGAGACGGCUCAGGGUGAAGGCAGAGGCACCCCCAGCCUCCUACGCCUGGAGACAGACCCUGGCAUCUCACCCGGCCCUGAAGACUCUGCCCUCAGCCGCCCUGGGGCUGGAACAGCAGGUGCAAGGACCAGCCCCGUCACCAUGAGCGUAGUCUGCUCUGGUGCUGCACUGUUAAACCUGGCACUGUGGUAGCUAGGAGCCCCCAGCCAGUGCUACUGCCCUGCCCCCCCACAACCACCUGCUGGGAGCCCCCCAGCCAGUGCUACUGCUGUCCCCUCUGCUGGGAGCCCCCAGCCAGUGCUACUGCCCUGCCCCCCCACAACCACCUGCUGGGAGCCCCCCAGCCAGUGCUACUGCCGUCCCCCCUGCUGGGAACCCCCAGCCAGUGCUCCUGCCCCCCCCCCGAGCCCCCUGCUGGGAGCCCCCCAGCCAGUGCUCCUGCCCCUCCCAGAGCCCCCUGCUGGGAGCCCCCCAGCCAGUGCUACUGCCGUCCCCCCUGCUGGGAACCCCCAGCCAGUGCUCCUGCCCCCCCCCCCGAGCCCCCUGCUGCUGGGAACCCCCAGCCAGUGCUCCUGCCCCCCCCAGAGCCCCCUGCUGCUGGGAACCCCCAGCC